Pseudocercospora fijiensis CIRAD86 is the source of this 1083-nucleotide messenger RNA. RefSeq lists its product as uncharacterized. The coding region runs from base 1 to 1083 and encodes 360 amino acids. The transcript has a single exon. Gene Ontology annotation, molecular function: arginine binding; L-glutamate N-acetyltransferase activity, acting on acetyl-CoA as donor. Gene Ontology annotation, biological process: L-arginine biosynthetic process. Lineage: Eukaryota; Fungi; Ascomycota; Dothideomycetes; Mycosphaerellales; Mycosphaerellaceae. The record is from RefSeq and is a predicted model, not a curated record. Gene Ontology annotation, cellular component: mitochondrial matrix.
AUGGCUUCGACAUCUUCUGGUCAGCUACAAGCUGCUUCCAGCACUGAUGUGCUGACUGGGCUUUGCCAAUCCAAAUCAAUUCCGAAAGCCGACAGGAUCAUCAUCGUGGAUUGCGUUGGUGGCAUACCAGGCCAGGAUGGUAAUUGCGUGCAAGGCCUUAUCAACUUGUCGCAGCAAUUUGAAACCAUCGAUGAUCAGCUAGCAAAAUCCAAAGCUACCCAAGAAGCGCUCCAGCAUCGUCAAAAUCUCGAUACGAUUAAGAGAUGCUUGGCGAUCUUGCCAUCAUCUUCUUCCGGCCUUAUUGUCAGCCCAGAGACUGCAGCCAACUCAUCGACACAUAGCGCUGCGAGAGAUCCAACGUUCGGCGUGGGCACAAAACAGAAGAAUGUUCUGAUUCACAACUUAUUAACCAACAAGCCUCUGAUCUCUUCUUCGUUACCUUCAGGACGGGUGUCGACUUUGGGAAAUGCUCCAUCCAACGAGUUUAGCGCUACCUUAGUGAAAAGGGGUGUGCCGCUGAGCAUCAUGCCAGCGGAUUGCGGCUGGCAAAGACCUGCCCAUGGCACAACCAGUAUGAGACUCGAAGAUGAUACGCGAAUCGACUUUCGACGUCUGGUGUACCUCAUCGAAGACAGCUUUCGCCGAAAGCUGGAUGUCUCUGACUAUCUCUCGAGAGUGGAGGGACGCAUCGCAGGGAUCGUGGUUGUCGGUGAAUACGAAGGCUGCGCAAUCUUCACCUGGGAGAUGCCCCCAAACACACAAGACCCAUCACGGCUAGUACCGUAUCUCGACAAAUUUGCGGUCCUGCAAUCUUCACAGGGCUCAAAUGGGGUUGCCGAUAGCCUCUUCCAGGCAAUGGUCGAGACCUGCUUCCCAAAUGGUGUCUUGUGGCGCAGUCGCACGAACAACCCGGUGAAUAAGUGGUACUUCGAACGCUCAUCUGGUAGUUGGCAGAUACCUGGUAGCGGUUGGACGAUGUUCUGGACCGGUGAUGGAGCUCUGGAUAAAGAUCGAUGGGACGAUUAUGUUGGAAUCUGCACAAACAUUCGACCCAGUUGGGCGGACGGCAAGAAACCUGAUUGA